Menidia menidia (Atlantic silverside) is the source of this 2637-nucleotide messenger RNA. Lineage: Eukaryota; Metazoa; Chordata; Actinopteri; Atheriniformes; Atherinopsidae. The record is from the annotation of a GenBank genome assembly.
UCAUUCUCCAGCAGGAAAAAGCGCCAACUUCUGCUGCACCGUCUGAAUAGUCUAAAACCGAUGGUUCAAGGGGCUGGAUAUUUGGGGAAAUACACACCAUUUAGAUUUGGGAUGACUUACUUCGUGGGGUGCGCUGUUGCGUCCCAGUAGGAACGAUUCUUGCUGAAGGAGCCUGCGGAAAAGAUGCCCGGUCUGCAAGGUGAAAAUAUUGUGGCGGCACAGGGGAGCCCGGUGAAGAAGAGUAAACUCUCUUUAAAGUUCUUCCAGAAGAAAGAAACCAAACGGGCUCUGGACUUCUCUGAACCACAGACACAGGAGCCCAAAACAUCCGAAUCAGAGGAGCCUGAAGGCAGCAGUGAGCAGGUGGUAUAUGGCCCCACUCCCUGUCCCACAUCACCUGCCAUUCCUCUGUCGUGUGAGAAGAGAGAAAACCUGGUUCCGUUUGUGGGUCUCAACAACCUGGGCAACACCUGCUAUUUAAACAGUAUCUUACAGGUUCUGUAUUACUGCCCCGGGUUCAGAGAAGGCGUAAAGAAGCUGUACAGCUUAUCCAAAAGACAAGAAAAGCUAAAGGAAGAAACUGUCAAAAAAGAAGAGGUUGGUCAAAUCAAACUGCCAGAUUCUGUGUCUGAGGCUCUGCCAGCUCACAUUGAACUGCUUGGGAGCUUCAACAGUCUGGUAACGUCAGUCCAGGAGCUGCAGUCCAGCUUCCUGCUCAGCCCCGACAGCUUCAGUGAAGGAGAGCUGGCCAUGCCGCCGCGCAAGCUGCUGCACACGCUCAGGCAGCUGAACCCCAUGUAUGAGGGUUACCUUCAGCAUGAUGCUCAAGAGGUUCUGCAGUGCAUCCUGGGAUACAUGCAGGAGGCCUGUGACACCAUCAGAAAGGAGCAGGAGCUGGAAGAGGAAGUCAAGGAAGAGCCUAGAGAGGUUAAGACAGAGAACAGCUCCGAGCCCGUUCCCAGCAGCUCUGAGAAAGAAUCCACGUGUCCCACAGACGAGGACGGCCAGCUCAGCGGCAAGAGGAAGAGCGACACUGAGGUGGGAAAUGCAAAGAAGAAGCCAAAGUCCGCCAAGUCUAAGAAGCCCGACAGCAGAGAGGAAGACAUCUGCACAAACAAACCCCUGACCCGCUCCAAGAGGAAGUCCUCCAGCGAAAUCACAGCGGAAAGCUCUCAGAAUGAAGACGGAGGGGCCGUAAAAGAGGAGGGCGGGAAGGAGACGAAGCAGGAGGGAGGAAACCAAGAGGAGGGAAGUGAUGAAAAGACCACUAAAGAGGCCGAAGGGAAAAGGAAGAAGAGAGCUAAGCUGAGCUGGCUGCGGCCGUCCAGGAAACAGCCCAGCAUUUUCUCCAAGUUCUGCAGCGUGGGGAAGUUGAGCUCCAGCACCGUGAAGACCAAAGCCGAGCAGGACGGCGGGCCCCCGGAGCGGCCCAAGGAGAAGACCGGCCCCGAACCUCAAGCCCCCAGCUCCCCCGGAGAGGAGAACACCCACAACCAUACAGAGGGCCUGGGUUUGAUGGAACAGCUGUUCCAGGGCCAGCUGGUUCUGAGGACUCGAUGUCUGGAGUGUGAGACUUUCACAGAGAGGAGGGAGGACUUUCAGGACAUCAGCGUCCCGGUCCUGGACGACCAGCCGGACAGUCCAGAUGACCUCUCAGAGGUGUCUCCAGACCCGAAACCAGAGCUGAAGACUCUGAAAUGGGCCAUAGCGCAGUUUGCCUCGGUGGAGCGCAUCGUCGGGGAGGACAAAUACUUCUGCGAAACCUGCCACCAUUACACCGAGGCCGAGAGAAGCCUGCUGUUCGACAAAACCCCCGAGGUCAUCACCAUUCACCUGAAGCGCUUCUCCGCCAACGGCCUGGAGUUGGACCCGUACGCUGGCCUGUCCAAAGUCAACACUCCCCUGCAGACCCCUCUGACUCUGUCCCUGGAGGAGUGGUGCACCAAGCCCCCCCCCUCCUCCGGCGGGGGUCAGCGCUACCAGCUGUUUGCGGUGGUCAUGCACAGCGGCGUGACCAUCAGCAGCGGCCACUACACCGCCUACAUCCGCAUGUCCGACCUGAGGGACGCCCGGCUGUGGCUGCAGGACAAAAAAGAGGCCGAGCCGGAGGAGGAGGAAGAGGAAGAGGAGAAGGAGCAGAAAGAGCCGGACGGCCCUCAGGACUACGACGACGGAGAGGUGUCCUUCAGCCUGACCACGAGGGGCCAGCGGCGCUCCGGUCUGGCCGGCUCCAAAGCAGCGGGCAAGAAGCUGUCCGAGGGCGGCGUGGGACUGCUGGGCGGACAGAGGAGCCUGUCCAGCUGUGAGGUGGGAAACGGCGCGAGCAGCAAACCCGCCGAAAAAGCGGGAGGCUCCAAGCGCAGGAAGGCCCUCAGCAGCUCCGGCCAAAGCGCCGAGGCCGGACCCAAGAAGGAGCAGAAGGAGCCGGAGGAGGCGGCGCCGGCCGGAGGGGCGUCCGGGCAGCAGGCGCCGCUGGACGGCCUGCUGGAAUACGAGGGGAAGUGGCUGCUGUUUGAUGACUCUGAGGUGCGUCUGUUCGAGGAGGAGGACUUCCUGCGAGCCUGCUGCCCCGAGACCAGCUCCUCGUCCACGCCCUACCUGCUGUUCUACAGACGCAUGCCCGAGCCUGGACGCUAA